Molecule: messenger RNA, 657 nt
Organism: Peniophora sp. CBMAI 1063
Lineage: Eukaryota; Fungi; Basidiomycota; Agaricomycetes; Russulales; Peniophoraceae
Source: the annotation of a GenBank genome assembly
AUGUCUGCAUUUUUUGGACUAGGGAAGACGCGCACAUUCAAACCGCGCCGGGACGUACCUGAGGGCACGAAGCAGUAUCAAUUGCGUAAAUAUGCGGAGGCAACGCUUGGGUCCGGAAACCUGCGGAUGGCGGUGAAACUACCAGAAGGCGAAGAUCUCAACGAGUGGCUCGCAGUGCACGCUGUCGACUUUUUCAAUCAUCUCAAUAUGCUAUAUGGUACUGUGACCGAGUUCUGUACGCCACAAGAGUGCCCCAUCAUGUCGGCAGGACCAAGAUAUGAAUAUCUCUGGGAGGACGGUCAGAAGUACAAGCGGCCAACAAAGCUACCUGCUCCCGAAUACGUAGACGCGCUCAUGAACUGGGCACAGAAUAUCCUUGACGAUGAAGCCAUGUUCCCAAAUACCAUAGGUGUGCCGUUCCCAAAGAACUUUAGGGAGACCGUGCGCAUGAUCGUGCGCCGACUGUUCCGCGUUUAUGCGCACAUUUACAGCAACCAUUUCGAUCAGAUCUGCGCCUUAGGCAUUGAAGCGCAUCUGAAUACCUCUUAUCGCCAUUUCUUCUUGUUCGUGCACGAGUUUGAUCUCGUCGACAAGAAAGAGCUGGCACCUCUCGACGAGCUGAACGAGGCUAUCUUGGCCGAAGAUAAGGCCCGGUGA